Messenger RNA from Aspergillus homomorphus CBS 101889, 1398 nucleotides. RefSeq names its product putative MFS transporter. The record is from RefSeq and is a predicted model, not a curated record. Gene Ontology annotation, molecular function: amine transmembrane transporter activity. Lineage: Eukaryota; Fungi; Ascomycota; Eurotiomycetes; Eurotiales; Aspergillaceae. Gene Ontology annotation, biological process: transmembrane transport; amine transport. The annotation marks the transcript as partial. The transcript is spliced from 5 exons.
GCGAAAGGCCCAGUGGCCGAAGUCCGACCGCGACCCCCUCCGUACACCGUCCUGUCUCCACGGCAGCAACGCUUGGUUCUCACCUUGGUCACUAUUGCCGGCUUCUUUGGGCCUUUUGCGGGCAACAUCUAUCUCCCGGCUUUGCCGAUCCUCGAAGAUGCUUUUCAUGUGACCGCGACGGAGAUUAAUGUGACGGUGACGGUGUUUAUGGUGGUAUUUGCCUUUGGGCCCCUGUUCUGGUCCAGCUUUGCCGAUCGCGGAGGCAGGCGCCCGCUCUAUUUGACCUCUCUUCUGGUCUACAUUGCAGCCAACAUCCUGCUGGCCGCGAUCCCGGCCAACUAUGGCGCUCUCAUUGUUCUGCGCAUCGUGCAAGCGUUUGGGUCCGCGGCGGUGGUCUCCCUGGGCGCGGGGACAGUUGCAGAUAUCACCGAGCCCAAACAGCGCGGACGGGCCAUGUCGUACUUUCUCUUCGGGCCGCAGUGUGGGCCAAUAUUCGGACCCUUGAUCGGCGGCGCCAUAGCGGGCAAUGCCUCGUGGCGGUGGAUCUUCGCAUUCCUAGCCAUCUCCGGCACGGCAUUAUGGCUCGCCCUCCUCUUCUUCCUCCCGGAAACCCUCCGCGCGCGCGUCGGCAACGGCGCCCUCUACGCUGACAAGAGCUGGUUCCUAUGGCCGCCGCGCUGGGUGUCACCCGAAGCCGAGGAGAGUGUACGCGGGCCUGCGCCCCCGAAACCCACGCUGCGCGGCUACUGGCGCCUCUUCUCCUACCCGCCCAUCGGCAUCGCCUGCGUCAACACCGCCCUGUUGUACUCUUCCUACUUCUGCAUCGCCAUUCAGCUGCCCUCCGCCCUUGAGAAAGUGUACGGCUGGUCCACCAGUGCGGUCGGGGCGGGUUACGUGGUCGUCGGCGUCGCCAUGAUCAUCGGCUCCGUGGCGGGGGGCCGCUUCUCCGACUGGCAGCGCGCGCGCCUCGAGCAGAAGCUGGGUGCGGAGCGCGUCACGCCUGAGAUGCGGUUGAAUGACCAAAUCUGGGGGCUUGGGAUCGCGUCCGUAGGUUUGAUCAUGUUCGGCUUCUUCGUGCGCUACGCGGUCCAUCCGGCUGCGGUCUUGAUUUCGACGUUUUUAGUCGGGUUCGGUAUGUCUUGGAUGUUCGUCGCCUCCAACAGCUUCCUGACCCUAUGCGUGGCCCAGCAGGCGGCGGGGGCGUUCGCGCUGGGCAACAUGCUGCGCAGUCCCGGCGCGGCAGUUGCGGCGGUGGUGGUGGGCCCCCUCGUCGAGCGCAUGGGCUGGGGGUAUUGUUUCCUGGGGCUGGCGUUGUUGGAUCUCGUGGCGGUUGGCACGAUGCUCGUGGUGCUGCGCACGCAGUCACCGCGGUGGUGCCGGGAGAGGAAUGCGAGGAUU